AUGAUGCUUUCUGGGUUGAGUAGGGAAAGAGAGAUGUCAGCGAUGGUGACUGCUUUGACGCACGUAGUGGCUGGAAAUGUGCCCACAGAUGAUUCGGAUUCUCUAACGGGAGUAUCAAAUAAUCAAGGUGAUUGUAUUCAUGGUGGUUUGUCAGUGAAGAGAGAAAGGGAAGAAGAAGGUGGUGGGAGUGGGAGGCUCUGUAGACCAUUUCGUAAUGACUUCUUACAUGGUGGUUCAUCUUCUGCUGGAAGAGCUACAGGAAAUUCUAUCAUCACCACAGGCACUGCAACACCCGCAGCCACUGAGAUGGCGUUUACUCACGUAUAUGAAUACAAUGAAGCCUGCAGAGAAGAGCCAAGGAGAAAAUACAGGGGAGUAAGGCAAAGGCCAUGGGGCAAGUGGGCUGCUGAAAUAAGAGAUCCAUUCAAAGCAGCUAGGGUUUGGUUAGGUACUUUCGACACAGCUGAGGCUGCAGCAAGAGCCUAUGAUGAAGCUGCUCUCAGAUUCAGAGGCAACAAGGCCAAGCUCAACUUCCCAGAAAACGUCAAGCUUCGACCAUCUCCUCCUUCCAAUCCAACGGCAAACCAGUUGACUAUAUCUGCUUCUCCAAGUACAGGCUUUCGGUCCCUUCCUACAUCCACUGCGCCCAUAGUUCACUCCCAAGCUCUCCACCAUACGCAGAACCGUGAGAUUUCAAGAGAGCAGGUGACCCAACCUCAAUUGAUCUUGGGUGUUGGUGGUUAUCAAAGGCAACCUAUGAAUCUAUACGACCAAAUGUUUUUGUCAUCUUCAUUUGUUUCUUCUAGUUCUUCAUCUUCUUCAACACAAUCUCCCGAUCCUAUGUUUUUCCCGGCCCAGCAACAAGGUGAGUUUAGGCCUGCCACCGAUGGUCCGAGUGGUGGAGCAGAUUUUCAGUUGCCGGUGUGGUCAGAUUAUAGCCACUAUACUUCCUCUUCUGGAUAA
Molecule: messenger RNA, 963 nt
Organism: Dovyalis caffra
Lineage: Eukaryota; Viridiplantae; Streptophyta; Magnoliopsida; Malpighiales; Salicaceae
Source: the annotation of a GenBank genome assembly